Molecule: messenger RNA, 3387 nt
Organism: Salvia miltiorrhiza (redroot sage)
Lineage: Eukaryota; Viridiplantae; Streptophyta; Magnoliopsida; Lamiales; Lamiaceae
Exons: 4
Coding region: 1-3387 (1128 amino acids)
Molecular function (GO): RNA-DNA hybrid ribonuclease activity; nucleic acid binding
Source: RefSeq, a predicted model, not a curated record
AUGAUUCCUUUCAUUGGAGGCCCUUUCCUUAUGAUUGGUGAUUUCAAUGCCAUUUUAGGAGCCCAUGAGCGACGGGGGCGUCGCGUUCCGGCUUCCACUCCCUGUGAAGAUUUCCGUGCUUUCAUUGAUGACCAUGAUUUAAUUCAGCCGGACACCUCGGGUCCUUUUUUCACGUGGACUGACAGACGGAGAUUCCCUGCUCCAAUUGAGUCGGUUCUUGACCGUGCUCUUUUCUCUCAGGAUUUUGCAGAUAUUUGGUUUUCUUCUUCCUCGAUGGUCCUUCCUAGGCUUGGGUCUGAUCAUUCCCCCAUUUUGUUGAGAUGCCAGGACACCGCUAAUCCUCCUGCUGGUCGUCGGUUUCGUUUUCUGAAUAUGUGGUGUUCACAUGAGGGUUUCCUUGACCAGGUCCGUGCUUCUUGGACUCUGCCGUUGGAUUGUCUUUGCCCGAUGGAUCUGAGCUCUCUUCAGGAAAAUAUUGAUGAGCAAGGUUAUACGGAUGAUUUUUUUGAUCAGGAGGUCAAUUUGCAAGCUCAUAUUGGUUCGUUUCUCCUGCGCAAGUCGGAGCACUUGCGGCAGCAAAGUCGGGUUUCUUGGCUUUCUGAUGGUGAUAGGAACACUCGCUUCUUCCACUCUAUGGUCAAAUGGCGUCGUUCCAAUCAAAAUAUCAAGCAGCUUAGCAUUGAUGGUGUUAUCUCGGAAGACCCGGUUGUCAUGGCGGAUCAUGUGAUUCAUUUCUACGAGGAUCUCUUCUCUGAGCCUGCCUCUGCGCCGGUGGAUAGAUCGUGGAUUUCCGGUUAUAUCCCUGCUUCGGUUACUUCGGCCCAGGCUGCCACGCUCACUGCCAUUCCUUCGGCUGAGGAUAUUCGUUUGUCCGUCUUUGCCAUGGAUAGGCAUAGCGCUCCUGGCCCGGAUGGGUUCUUCACCCAUAGCUAUCUCCCUCAUGGUCUGAACUCCAAUUUGCUUUGCCUUCUCCCCAAGAAGACCGAUGCGGUUCUGGUCUCGGAUUUCCGGCCUAUUGUGCUGGGAAACUUCUUCUUCAAAAUCAUCACUAAGAUUCUGGCCUCUCGGUUGAAUGAGGUGGCUGCGGUUAUUGUCUCUGCCAAUCAGUUUGGUUUUAUCUCUGGGCGGUCCAUUCAGGAAUGUAUUUUGAUGGCCUCCGAAUGCGUGAAUUGCAUGGAGCAUUCGGUACAAGGGAAGAACAUGGCUCUGAAGGUCGACAUUAGGAAAGCUUUUGACACUCUGAGUUGGGAUUUUGUGGAGGUGGUUCUUGACAGUUUUGGCUUUCCUCAGAUGUUCAGACAUUGGAUCAGAGUUAUCUUUCAGUCUGCUAGGAUUUCUAUUCUCUUCAAUGGGGAGCAGCAUGGUUUCUUUGGUUGUUCUCGCGGGGUGCGACAGGGCGAUCCUCUUUCUCCUGUCCUUUUUGGUCUCGCUGAGGAGGUUUUAAGUCACCUUCUCUUGGAUGCUGCUGACAGGGGGUUUAUCGCUCGUAUGAGAAUGUCUCGUUCUCUGCUUUUUCCCUCCCAUCUUCUGUAUGCCGAUGAUGUCCUACUGUUCUGCAAGGCUACUCGGCGCAGCUGCCGGAUGAUUGAGUCGAUUCUUCAGAUUUAUGCCUCUGUUUCUGGACAGUUCUGCAAUAAGGCCAAGUCUACAAUUUUCUUUGGCAAAGGUGUCUCUGUUCAGAUGAGACGUAGGCUUCAGCGAGAUCUUGGUUUCGCUACUGGCUCUUUACCGUUUGUUUAUUUGGGCGUCCCUAUUUUUGCGGGUCGUGCUUCUGCGGCCCGUCUCAUCGGCAUCCGUGAUUGCAUUAUUGCGCACUUUCCUAGAUGGCAGGGCAUGCAGUUAUCUAUGGCGGGCCGUCUGUGCCUUGUUACUUCCGUCAUUCAGAGCGCAGCGGUCCAUAGUAUGCUGAUCUAUAAGUGGCCAGCUAAGUUGCUCUAUGAUUUGGAUAGGGCCUGUCGGUCCUUUAUCUGGACUGGCUGUACUACCACCAAAGCACAGGGUGGGCUUAAUGUGAAGUCUUUUACCCACAUCAGCCAGAGCUUCCUGAUGCGUUUAGGUUGGCUUCUGCUUACUGCGGACUCUUUUGGCUUCCAACUCUUCCGUCAGCGCUAUCUGGAUGAGUGCUUGAGACCCCGUUCUCUGUGGUUUUCCUCUACUAUUUGGUUGGGUACUCGUUCCGUCAUACAUUCUCUUGUUAGUGAUACUCACUGCUCCAUUGGUACUGGCUCAUCUGUUCUCUUUUGGCUUGAUAACUGGCUUGGAUAUCGGCUGGUCGACAGAAUUGAUAUUCCGACUGCUGUCCAUCACUCUCUUAUGCAUACGGUCUCGGACUACUUCUUUGAUGAUACUUGGCACUUCACCCUGGAUUUCUUCCAGACUUUUCCGGAUAUUGCUUUCGACAUUGUUUCGAUUCCUAUUGGAGGGGUGAGGAUCGCCGUGCCUGGACUCAUUCCCAUUUUGGUGAGUUCUCUUCGUCGCUCCGGUUUCAUUGGCCCGGGCUGGUGCCCCAUUUGCCGGAAUGCUUCUGAGGAUAUUGACCAUCUGUUCUGGGAUUGUACUGUUGCUCGACAAAUCUGGUGCUCCCUUUUCACUUGGUUCCGGGUGGACAUUCCGUUUGUUCAUGAUAUUGGGAGUCUGAUCCUUUGGGCUAUGAAGGAUCCGGCUAGCAAGCAGGUUGAUAAUCUUUGGAGGACUGGAGUCAUGUCCACUGUUUGGAGCAUCUGGAAUAUGCGCAACAGAGUUGUGUUCGAUGGGGCUACAGUUUCUGCGACAGCGGUUUCGGUGCAGAUCAAAGCUUUUAUUUUGGAGGCUUCUCAUUUUUGUUUGGGAGAAAUGGCUAACUCGGUUGAGGAGCUGUUGACUCUUCAUGGCCUUGGUGUUCCGGGCAGACCUCGUCGUCCGCUCUCUUAUGUCUAUGUUUAUUGGAUCCCUCCCCCGGCCCCGUGGUGCAAAAUUAAUAUUGAUGGCUCUGUUCACGGCUCUCCUCUUCACAUUCAUGCUGGUGGCGUUAUUAGAGAUUCUUCUCACGUUCUGGACUAUUUUCAUUUCUCUGCUGGGCGCGGUUGGGCGUUCGAGGCGGAGCUGUUUGCUCUCGUUAUUGCUUUGGAGCAGACGGUCCUUCAUGGUUGGAGUCAUGUUUGGAUUGAGACUGAUUGCACCUAUCUGGUGGACCUUUUCCGGUCCCGCUCUGACACUGUUCCUUGGAGAUUCUUCAGUCGUUGGCGUAAGGUUCUUUCUUCUAUCGUGAAUUUCCAUAUUAUUAUUACUCACAUCUACAGGGAAGGGAACCGGGUUGCGGAUUGCUUGGCUUCCUCGGUGGUGGAAGAAGGUUACUGGAAUUUUGCGAUCCCGGAGAUUCUCCAUCUGGUUCGCGAUGACAGAAGAUAG